AGGCGAACAUGCUUCGCAGCAUUCUCUGCCUCGCUGCAUUGUUGAGCGCGUCAGCGUUCCACCAUGGUGGUAUGCUUCCUCUUUCUCGAAGCUCCACUCCUCGUCUUCGUGCAGCGCAAGCGCACAGCCGUCCUCAGACGAGAAAGCAUGCUACCAUGCCGCGCAUGGCGUUCGACAUGGAAGCAUUGAUCCAGCAGACCAAGGACAAGCGACUCGAGCACCUUGAGGAGCAGGCCAUGUUUGCUCUCAAGCAAGUCGACAACUUUCAGAAUGCUGUUUUCCCCAACGCAAUGAUUGCUGGAGAUUGUGUGAUUACACACUUGCUUCACAGACUCGGGUACCUCGAGAGCGGCAAGGUCAAGAUCAUGGUGGUCGACACCUUCCACCUGUUCCCAGAAACGAUGACCUUCCUAAACGAGCUCGAGAAGCAUUACAAGUUCAAGGCCGAAGUCUUUCAAGCUGUUGGGUGCGCGGACAAAGCUGAAUACGACAAGAAGUUUGGUGCCGACUUGUGGAAGAUUGACAUCGAGCAGUAUGACAAGGUUUGCAAGGUCGAGCCAUUCCAGCGAGGACUCAAGACUCUCAACACUGACGUCAUGAUCAACGGGCGCAGGAGGGAUCACGGCUUCGAGCGUGCAUACAUCGAUCUGUUCGAGAAUGCUCCCAUCGGCGGAGGGUUGGCAAAGAUCAACCCGUUGGCUUAUUGGACCUUCGAGGAUUGCUUCGACUACAUCACCAAAUACAAGAUCCCAAUCCAUCCCCUGCACGCUGAUGGAUUCCCUUCGAUUGGCGACGCCAAGGACACUGUCAAGGUGCCUGAGGAUGGCUCCGUGAAGUUCGUCGACUACAAGUUUGUCGGAAAGAAAGCCGAGUGGUUGGACUACGCGGCUGAGCGCAAGGGAAGGUUCACUGGUCUCGCCAACAAGGAUGGAUCAGCCAAGACCGAGUGCGGCAUCCAUGUGGCCGGAGCUGAGAGGACCUUCGACAGGGACUUGUGGGAGGACGGCAAGAGCAAGGUGAAGAACCUUUCCAAGAACGACGCCAUCAAGAUCACAUCUGCCGGCAAGGACGCUCUUGUUGUCACUUAUGCUCCCUGGUGCAAGUUCUGCAUGGGCAUGGAGGAGGAGCUCGAGAAGUUCGCUUCCCAGUACGGAGACAAGAUCCAAGUUCUCAAGUACCGUGGAGAUGAGGACCGUGAGUUUGUUCAGGAGACCUUCAAGGCCAAGUCUUUCCCAACCAUCUCUCUCGUUACCAAGGACGGACAAGUGAAGGUCCUCGAGCCUUCCUCCCCUGAAGUUCGCACUGUCGAAAACUUCAAGAAGUUCACCAACGUUUGAGCAAGCAAGUGUGAAAAUCAAGACCUUGCCACUUUCUGCUGGCCCCGGGCAUCGAAUCGGACUCCUCAUGUCUUGUGACGAGCCAGUAAAGUCAAGCUCAGUGAA
Molecule: messenger RNA, 1442 nt
Organism: Guillardia theta CCMP2712
Lineage: Eukaryota; Cryptophyceae; Pyrenomonadales; Geminigeraceae
Product: phosphoadenosine-phosphosulfate reductase
Exons: 13
Coding region: 9-1337 (442 amino acids)
Cellular component (GO): cytoplasm
Molecular function (GO): phosphoadenylyl-sulfate reductase (thioredoxin) activity
Source: RefSeq, a predicted model, not a curated record